This is a messenger RNA of Cylicocyclus nassatus, 5815 nucleotides long. NCBI's taxonomy places the organism in Eukaryota, Metazoa, Nematoda, Chromadorea, Rhabditida, Strongylidae. The record is from the annotation of a GenBank genome assembly.
CUAGAAGAGAUCAUUCAGCCUCUCACGGAAUUCUGGUUUACGAAUGAAAAGGGCGAGUCAUUCUCCUAGGCUUCAGAGCGGUAUGGCGCAUAUCAAUAAGCUAAAUGGGUUUCUUACGCUGUAUCGUAUCAACCCAAACGAAAAAUUAUUCACUCAAAUAGCGGACCUUCUGUCGCCGGAGAAACUUACAAAAAUUCUCACAGACUCUACCAGCAACUCGAAAAUUUCGAGUGCGGAUUUCAUUCGCAUUGGACAGACUUAUGAACUAUUAGCAAAUUUUAUCGCUUCAGGAAAAUCGGCAUCUCAAGUACUGGACUCUGUAAAAACAUGCGUGAGCUCUGACCGGUCGACUCUGGAAGCCUUUUAUCAAAAAAUGUCCGAUGAAGACAUAAGGCUUUUUGGCGCUCAGAUCUGGUUGGCCCUAUCCGAACUGUUCAUUGCCAGUGCCCAGUUCAAGCUCUCGAGUCAGGAUUGGGGCCAGAUCUUUCUGCCUAUUGAGAAAUGGUUUGGCGAUGCUGGCUGCGAAGCGGUAGAGGUUUGUCUAGAGAAGUGGAGUGCGCUGAUUGCUUUCGUUUCAUCGAAGUCUCCAAAAGAAAUACGAAGGAGCGGGAAAUAUAUUCAGUUGAUUCAAAUAUUCUCUAAGCCUCUACGAUCGCGAACGACAAUCAAUAAGUUCUCAAACAUGUUGCCACUCAUCAGAACUUACGCUUUUCUCAUCCGCACAUUUGAAGAUGUUUUGGAUGAACGUUUCGAAGAGCUCAUCAUCUGUUUUCUUCGCUUUCUUGCUGGCAGAAAAGCUCAAGUGCUCACCACAAGCGCAGAAAUUGAGUCUGAACUAAGGAAAUCUAUUGACUCUUCGGAGCUCAUUCUCAAUUGCACUAUUCCUUCACAUUUAGGAUAUUUAACUGAUGACAGAACUUACAACUCAUCCGAUUCACUAACCUUGUACAUACUUCCUACCGUUAGCUCUGUUCUCGGAGUUGCUUACAAUGGUCAUCCCACAGAUAUCCCUCUGCAAAUCCCCUCCUGUGGCAACAAACCGGAUAUGACGCAGAAAUAUGCAGUCUUUUUCGGGCAAAUGCUGCGCUUAGCCGGUCGCAAAUGCAGUCAUGAAGACGAUGUAGCAGUGUUAGGUUCAUGUUUCGCUGCUUUGUCGCAGCGUAUCAGCUCCAUUGAAGAGGUCGCAGUGAAAAUGAGCGAAUCUCGCUUACUUUUUAAGCAAGUGCAGGCUUGGGUUGAAGAGAAUAACUACGGCGUGGAGAUUUUGGAGCCGGUUCUUUGCGAUCUUUUUACUACCAAAAACCUGUUCAUGUAUGCUAAUACUCCCACUGAAUGGUCAGCGAGAGCUUUGCUAAACUCGCUUCUACAAAAAAACGUAGGGGACAGAAUCAGCCAUCUUCUGGAAGCUACAGCUGGGACACUCGUAGAUGUCUUCGAAAAUCAUGUUCUCAAGCGCGUGGGUGAAUUGUCGGGUUUAAUGGAAACACAUCUCCAACAGUUUGAAGUUGUAUCGCUUAUGAAGGCAUGGACUCAAUUAGCGGAUAUUACAAAGGUUUUUAUUAGCGAUAGUGGCGAUAUAAAUGAAGGUGGCCUUAUUCGACCAGAUUUUCGUACUACCUUUGGUCUUUUACGACUGAUUUUCAGAAUUGCAAACGUAGCUGAGGAGGACGUUGAUGCAAAAGUUCUGCAAAAGUGCACCGCCUCUUUUGGAGAGCUUUAUUCCGAGGCUCAGACUGGUGUACGACAUGAGCAUGGAUGCAGCGCUGAAACUAUUCUAAAAGGCCUAUAUGACGACUUGAUAUUGCCAGAAACUUUUUGCUGCAUUAACGUUUACACUUCCGCUUUCGCUUCUCUGGUGGAGGUAUAUCCCUUCAAUUUCAUCAACGAAGACGAAGUGUUUAGCGCGGCUUCCUCGGAGUUCAGCGCAUUAGGAGAAAUCACUCCCUUGAUCAAAGCUGUGACCAUAGUGGGUGGAAAGCUUAUCGAGAUGAUCAGUACGGUAGAGAAGGACAGUAAACUUUCGAAAUCAAUCUUGGAGGACGUUUCACACAUUAUUAACGUCGUCAUGAAGCUGUUUCAAAACAUAAAAAAACCUAGCAUAAUUCGUAAUAUGUUCCUGUCCAUGUCCGGCCUGUUUAAGGACAUGUAUUCUCUCAUUUUCACUGAAGAUGUGCGUUUCAAAAUGAUUGCGGGUCCUGCGCUUGAGGCUUAUCUUACUGUUCUCAAACUAGUGAAAACGAAGGCUUCUGGUCCUUAUGAUGAAAGUAUGCUCAACGAAUGUGCACCGUUCUUUAUCCAGUUGCUGGGUGGUAUGCACGGAAAACGUGCUAAACUUCGAGCCGCAGCUGCGGAUCUUUGGAACAAUACAUUUGCGAAGGCAGUGUUCAACUAUCCGAUAGAAUUGAGAAAGAUUCUCAUCAAUCUUGUACAGAAACGAAUAGUUUUCGCAGCUGGACUACCUAGAAAGUCAAUAAAUAGCAGUGAUAUCAAUGAGUAUGGGGAGGUAACCGAAAGUCAUUCUAAUUCAUCGUCACAGUGCAGUCAAGGCACUAUCAACAGUUGUGCAGCAGUAAAUGAAGAUCCAAUCCAUAAAAGAAGAUCUAAACGGUUCGCCGCUCCAGCGAAUGUUACAGCCGAAGAAGUUUCCAUGAAGAAGGCACGAGAAGAUCCUGAUGGCAUCACUAUAGUGAAGAAGGAGACGGAAUUGCCUUCUUCUCCAUCUGUGAAUGAGAUUUUGAAGAAAGAAGAGAUCAGAGAUAGUCCGCAGCCCAGCCCAUCGCUGCAGACGUCAGCGACCAAGCGUCGUAAGUUUAUUGGAUUGCUUGAAGAAGAUUCCGUUGACUAUGUUCCCAUCGGUACGAGCGAUUCCGCCAAGAAAAUGAAGCUGACCGAAAGGCAGAAGGAAGUGUUCAGCGCAAAACGUGAUCGCAUGCCUUUCCUGGAUGAAGAAUCGCAGUCGGCAGUUAUUGCUAAUCUUGGAAAAGAAUUUGAUUUGGAGUCCUCCCAAUCUGCUUCUGCGAACGGAGGCUUACCCCUGUCAACUGAACCAGCUCAUUCCGAUCUGCCAAAUGAGGUGCAAGCAGAUGGCGGUCUCACAGUCACGCAUGAGGAGUUGAAUGGCGAAAAGACCGAUCUGGUGAAACUCGAUCUUUCUCCCGAGAACACCAACCAACAACAGCGGAGGAGCUCAAAAAAGCUAAUUUUCGAUACGGUUGUUGAUUCCACUACGAAUCCAGCACCCGAUUCUAACUUGGAAAGCUCAGAAGAUUCGACAGACUCCAGCGAGUUAUCUACGGAAUUUUCCACGGAUAGUCAUCCUACACCAAGUGAUGUGACGAAACCUCCACGAUCUCGUCGAAGUCAAAAGAAGGGUACACCGAUGAAAUAUGUCGCCAAGAAUAGAAGAAGAUCACUCAAAAGCACUACCAAAAACCACGCCACGUCUAAACUUUGUACAAGAGAAGCAGAUGAUGCUAUCACGGAGGACGCAACGGCUUCUCGCGAACAGAAUUCCAAGAUUAGCGAUACAGACAGUGCCAGCGAAUCAUUGGAUGACCUAACACCGUUGCGUGAGAUUCAAGAUGUUCUAGUGUCUCAAGCAUCGGCUGAUGAGAGCUUUGAUGAGCAGUUACCUGGAGAUGCCACUGAUUCUGUGGUAACGACGUCAAAAAAUGUGGAGACUAACGAGAAUACAUCUGCGACCACAAAUGCUAUGAACCCAUCUGUGCUGCAGAGGGUCGCUGGUACACCUGGCAUUCUGAAGAAGAUUGAUAGUCCUUCAACGGCUGAGAAGAAGUUCCGCCGAGUCCAUUUUGGCAACUCAUUCGAAGAGCCUGCGCUAAAUAAUGGCACUAGCGAAAAAACGCCUUCGAUCGAGGGCCCCUUUCCAGCGUCACCAAAAGGAGUGCUGAAAUCUCCUGGAGCGAGACGUCCAUUCGCUAACGUUCAGCCGACGGAGGAAAAAGUCCUACUCUCCAAUCCAUCUCAAAAUAUAAGCGGUUCACCACGAAACAACGACGACGCCAAUUCCGAAGAUCAAAUCUUUCCAGACCUUAGUGAAUGUCAAGAACCGAUUGCUAAGAUUGUCAGUAGGCUGUCGCUGACUUCUACAAAUACUGGGAGCAUCACUCUUCGGAAGACACUGGAGGCGCGCGGCAUCUUGGAGAUACGCCACCUCGCGUGCCUGUCCCGCCGUGAGGUGGCUGGACUGAACAUCAAAAAACCACGAGUUGAAACAGCAGUAAAAGCGCUCGCACAAUUUGCGCGCGACCAUUCGCCCCAGAAACAGCGAGUAGUCAUCCCGGAGCCUGGAUCUGAGCCUGCCACAAUAGCUACGGAUGAUGCUAUGCUUCCUAAUGACUCCGCAAAGGAAACAAUUUCCGCGGAUGCAGGAAUGAUACCAAAAGAGAAAACAGGUGAAGAAGAACAUUUUGAUGAACGGCCUUUGUAUGCUGAGACUCAACCCUCCGAUGGCAACAGUACCACGUGCGAAAGUGAUGAGACUGAGCGAAAUGGUAUGAUUGAAGUUGAUGUUUCUGAUGUUUGCGUCAUAAGAGAAAAGGAGCAAGAUGAUGAUAACCCGAAUAACAGUCGAAUUGAGGAAGAAUGCGCAUCUCUGAUUGAAAUGGUCACCGCCACAGUGUCAUCGGAAGUGAGUGAGGUAUCGAAUCGCAAAGAUGAUCCGUUCCGAGCUCAACUUGAAGCUCGAGCCAGAAUUGCUGAGGCUUUGGAAGAAUACCAAGAAUUAGCCACCAAAUUUCAACAUAUAACCAAUAAGAUGUUGAGAUUAUACGAGGCUGCAGAAAUGGAUGCAGCAGAUCUUAAGGUGAUGUGGACAGACAAGGAAAUAAAUCGUGUGCUUAUAUAUCGCAUAAUGAAUAUGAUUAAUCUCAUCGAUCUUGGCCAGUUAAUUUGUCAUUUUAUCAGCGGAUUUUUUCCAAUAUUUCCAGGAAUUAUCCACAACUCCAGAUUCUUUUCCAGUUUUGUUGGCUCUACCGUAAAUAGCCUUUGGCAAGCAAUGUUUCCUUAUUUUUGUGUACUCUCCAUAAGUCGCAUUUUGAUCAUCAAGAAGAGGAUAGAUCCCAAUCAGCUUACAUGGCCAUUAUGGUUUAUUCUAGCCGUUGGUUGGCUUUUUAUCCUUACCGUAUGGCUUUGGUCAUGGUUAGGCAUGGCCUUUGUUUUCGGAAAAAUUGGCUGGGAAUAUGAUUUUACCAUGUGGAGCUCAAGAUAUCUUCAGAUUCUUGAACUUGCAUGGUGUUGGCCUGCUAUACUAAUCUGUUACUUGAUGUACGUCGGUAUCAUUAUUCAUCUGGUUGUUAGUAAAAAACAAGGCGAAGCUGCUAGUAAGUCCCAUAAGCAAGAGAUUUUGAUCUUUCUACAAGCAACUUUUCUGAAUGGAUGGAUGUUUGGUUUGAUGGCAACGUGGCAUAAUUCAGUUCGGCUGGGACUUACCAAAAACUACCAGCAAUGUAUCAUCAACUGCGUAUGGAUACUGUUCUCCUACCUGAACCCGAUUUUACUCAUAGUUUUGAAUAAGAAAAAAAUUAUGAUGAAGAUUGUCGUACUUGUAGCUCUGAUUGCUGUCGCAUCAUCUGUUUGGGAUGGAAAGAUUCAAGAUAUUCCUGGCAUAAGUAUAGCAAAUAUGGAGCGACUACGCCAAAUGUUCAAUCCACUUCCAAAAGACAAAAACGAGGUCACCGACAAAAUGAGCAAAUGGAUGGGCGGAUUGACGGAAACAGAAAAGACAUCGUUCGAGGCUUUCUUAGAGGAAAUGCGCAAGAAAUAUCCACAAGGAAUGCCCGUAAUUACACCAUAA